AUGGUCUCUGCGCAGACUUAUAGCACCCUUGAGGUAGACCCUCCUCGACCAGAGGCCGGACUCGAGGUACAUCAUGAUCAAGGAGUAAAUGCCUGGGAUACCGAGAGUCGGUACCUUCAACGAACGUCAGACAUAUACAAGAAGCAAGAUCAGCAAGGCUACGACCAGCCCUUUCCCCAGCAACACGACGACUCAACGACCAAGCCUGGGCGGAAAGAUACCAUCUGUGGCCUUUCGCGGCGAGUCUUCAUCAUAGUGCUGGUCGCCAGCCUUGUAAUACUUAUUGGCGCCAUCGCUGGUGGUGUUGCUGGAGGUGUGCUUAGUCGUCGGAGUACUGCUAAGAGUACUUCGCAUUGCAUCCUAAGUACCUCGAGACUUGCAGCAGCUAACCGAACAAGCGGGGGAAUCGAUCAAAGAACGGUUUUCUUCCAAGAUGCUACCGGAGCACUGAUCGCACGGAUCCUACGGGAACCUUCAACGGAGUGGGCGACUACUAAUCUUACUCUCAAGUUCCAAUCCACAACCAACGCUAUCAGUAUUCCUCGCGGUGCUCCGAUGGCAGCGGUAGCCUGCGCAGGGUACGGUUGUGGCGAAACUAGGCUAUUUUACGUCGCAACCGAUGGAAUCAUACACGACGUCAAGGAAGGCGAGAGUACUCAAUGGAAUUCUGACGGUUCGGUCGUUGAUGCCAGGAUCGGCCCUUUGCCCGGUUCACAACUUGCGGCAACGUUCACUCAACGACUACCAGACGAGACUGAGCGGAAGGAUAGCAACGCUGAACGACAAAACCGGCUCAUUGCAUAUCAAGGGCUGAAUGGGAAGGUUUAUGUCGCCAACGACACCAACACAUACGCCAACCCUCAGCCAUUAGAAUUCAUGCCCAACUGGACAACGAAUACCAGUCUUGCCAUCAUUGCACAAUUUGGUGGCGCGGUGCUUGAUAAAGCCAGUCUGGUAGCAAAGGGGCCGGGGACGGUAGAUUCAGAGGUCAGUAUGAUAGAGGCCAGACUCGACUUAGAGACCAAGUCAUGGGUGAAAGAACCUGUCGUAAUAGACAGCAUCCUUCAAUCCCAAGAUUCAUCAUCGUCGACGGCAGCCCCUCAAUUCGCUGUCACGAUGCGAAGCAACUGGUUAGACACCAUCUAUUUGUCUCUCAACUCUGACGGAACGAUGGCUGGCCGUAUCAUCGGUCAGCACAAUGAGACGAUGAGCCAGAUCACACUCGAAAAGUCUGGGGGAAAUCUCGCAAAAUUUUCGGCCAUUGCAACAACGAUGGACGGGCACCUCUACGGUAUUGUUGACGAUACGAUACGGGAGUACUCUUUCGAUACAUCCGAUGCGUCUAUUUUACAUCUCGACGGAAUUGUCUAUGACUGCUCGACAAACAAAUCUUCCUAG
Molecule: messenger RNA, 1398 nt
Organism: Colletotrichum paranaense
Lineage: Eukaryota; Fungi; Ascomycota; Sordariomycetes; Glomerellales; Glomerellaceae
Exons: 2
Coding region: 1-1398 (465 amino acids)
Source: RefSeq, a predicted model, not a curated record